AUGCCACUCAAUAUCAGGNNAGUACAGGGCGAAGGCACCGUCAGUCAUAUGGCCAACAUGGUCGAGAUCGACAUCACUUUCAAGUCCAUCAGCUUUUACCGCAACGAAGCCAGCAUUGCUCUCUUCAAAGCAGUUGAGCAACUCACCGAUACCCUCAAGAAACUCUCGCCAACACUGGACAGUCGUGCUUCUAUGUUUCAGGCUUCCCCUGGCGGUUCUAUCACCUCCUGGAGCAUCGGAACCCAGCAUGUUCAGUCUCAGACUACACAGGUCUCACAAACCAAAGCGCAUCAAACCACACACACGGCCACAACUUCUCUGAAGGUCGCUAUCCAUGACUUCCAAGUCCUCGAACAAAUCUCAAAAGCCAUUACCAGAGCCCCUUGCAUCACUCGUGUCAAAACAUCCUGGUCCCUCACCAGCCCUGUCGCCACUCGUCUCAAGUCUGAGGUUCAUGAAAUAGCUGCGAGAGACGCCUUGAACAAAGCUACUGCUAUCGCUUCAAGCAUUGGCUUCCAAACUGUCCAGGCCGAGGAGGUUGUCUUACAGGCCUCUCAGCAUACUCUGUUCAGCACGAGCGUCCACUUUGCCAAUGGAGAUGCUAUUUCAAGUUCACGCCGAAUGCCUUUCAACCAGUACGGCUGUCUCGCUGAGAACUCCAGCUACGACCACGAGUACAGCGGCAAUCGCAGUGAUAGCAAGUGGACGAGUCGUGAUGACUCCGGUAAUCUGGACGUCUGGACGCUCGUGCUCGCGCCAAAAGUGAUCGCUCUUACUGCUCAGGUUGAUGCCAAGUUCUCCGCAACCAGCUCUACUGGAUGGGUCUAUGAAGAACUCGACCAGCAUCGUUUCAUCACCAGAUGA
Molecule: messenger RNA, 864 nt
Organism: Aureobasidium musti
Lineage: Eukaryota; Fungi; Ascomycota; Dothideomycetes; Dothideales; Saccotheciaceae
Source: the annotation of a GenBank genome assembly